AUGGCAGGGAGGUCCCUGCCGUCCUGCUGCUGUUUCACACCGGGGAAGGGGAAAGAUGGUCCGAAGUUACGCGACGUGCGCUCCCGGAGGGUCUCGGUGCUCUGCGAGGAGCCGCCGGCGGGGCGCUGCGGGGCUCUGCGGGGCCGUGCGGGGCCGAGCCGGGCCGGGCCGGGCCGUGCGGGCAGAGCAGGGCGGGGGCGGCAGCCCGGCCGCAGUUCGGCGGCCGCGCACCGGGCGGCGCUGCGGGUCCACGGCCACCCCGGCAUCCUGCCCUCACCCCGCACGCUGCUCCCCGGCUUUGGGGAGCGGUGUAAGGAGCAGGGGAGAGCAGGCAGACCCGAUGCUGCCCCCGCACCCGGCAAACGGGAGCCUCUCUGCCAAAAGAGCGACACCCGGCGCAAGGCAACACCAGAGAGUAGCGGCGGGAGAGAAGCGGGUUCGCUCGGGCAUCCUCUCCAUCGGUCGGCAGCUGCCGGCGGGCAGGCGGAGACGCUGCCCCGGCGCAGGGAGCGGGGGCUCCGAAGUGAGUUACAUCAUUGCACUUUCCACGACCCGAAGACGACGGGUGAACCCGGCGAGAAAAGCAGCCAGCGGGGUCCCGCCGGGGAGGAGCUGCUGGGGCUAUCCAUUGCCACGCUGAGCACAGUUACUCACUAUGGGCUCCAUUUUACCCUCAUCAGCGAUAUCUCCCUGGAUGGCAACUCCUACAGGGUCAUCCACUACAGAGCUUUCUACUUUGGGAUCUGCCUCAGCAUGACCCUGAUCCUGGCAGCCCUGCUGAGCUCUGCCGCCACGGUGCGGGAAUCGCAGUGCCUCACCGCCAUGGGAUUUUUCUGUUUUGCUCUGGCCUUCUGCGGAUUGAUCCCAGCUGCCUGCUGGAGAUACACACACAGCACGGAGGUAGAAGACAGCAUGAUGGAUGUGUAUGAUUUUGUGUACGAGGAGGUGAGGAGGAACACCUCCAGCUUCAGGAGGCACGAGUUGACUGCCAUCCACAAAGCAUUCCUGUGCUGUGGGAAGCACUCUCCUUUUGGGGACACAAACAACGUUGAGCACCAGACAUGCCCACCCGGCCAGGCACACAAUGCAGGACAGGACUGCCUGCAAGAGAUCCAGGACUUUCUGAAGAAGCACAUGGACUUCGUCUUCUCGCUCCUGGGCAUCGCCAUUGGCUUCACGGUUUAUGGAAUGAUCCUAACUUCAUUCCUCUGGUUCUCCAUCCACUUCAGCAGCAAUCUGGACCGGAAAGGCAAAUACAUCCUGCGAGAGAGGUAGAAACCCGAUGCCUGGGCAUCCCUACCAGGUAGAGCCAGCUCUUAACACAGGAAAACGUCUGAAUUCACUUACAAAAUCCCCUGGGGAGGUAUUGCAGGGGUCAGAUGGUGGGACAUGUGUCCCACGUUUCCCUUUCUUGCACUACUAGCUGUCCUGCAUUUCCAAGCUGGUCAGAGGGGAUGAUGCUCUGAGGAGAAGUCUCACAUCUUUGCCUCAAACAAACAAGGCACCUGGGCUCAGAGAUGCAGAUUCCCUUACCGGGAGAUGUACAGGCCAUAGCUCCACAAGUAGGAUACGAAGAGACCCCUAGGACAAAAAUGGAGGGAGAAGACCAGCAAAAAUCACAGUCAUCUGAGCAGUUUCUUGUGACCUCCAAAGAUGCAAUGUUUUUAGGACGAUGGUUUUGGAUCGCAGCCCAGGAUCAAUCUUGUGCAAUCAGUAAAUAAAUGGACACAAAGUGUGUCAUCACUGAUGGGAAAUGUGCUCUCCCAGACUGGUCACUCACAAGGAUUGACUUUGGACACAUUUCUGAUCACACUGGAGUACGUAGGUAUCCAAUGACUGUCAGCUGUUUUUCCUCUGUUUUUAAACAUUGCCAGAGAUCAGGAGAAAAAUCAGAAAGUAGUGCAUGAGCUUUGAAACAACUGACCAGCACAAGGACACAUUCCUCUGUUAUUCUUCCUUACUAAUCCAGUAUAACAUUGUUUUUUAAUUCUUAGGAUUUAGUCAACCUCCUCGAGCUUGAUAUCACAGUUCACAGGGGCUUGUUCAACUUCCAGCCCCAGCUCUGUUUUAUUUGGCUUCACUAACCCACUGUGCUGCUGUGUGCCAAAGGACUUUGAUAUUACACAUACACACAGAAGUUUAAAUCUAUAAGAGAACAGGACUGAUCUCCAGCCAGGUCAAAAGCUACAAAGUCCAACUCCACAUCCCCUUUGCACCACCUUAUCAAAAAUAAACAGAACUUUAAAAAGGCUGUCAGCCUAGCUGAAAAAAACUGUCAUGCUUGGGCAUGCUUUGCCCUUGUGAGGAGGCAGAGCUGCUUCUGAGCUGAAACCCAUCAUUGCAAUGGAUGUAGCACCUGCUGUAAGUUAUAUGGAUGCAUGAAAUGUCUGUUGAACCAACAACGCCUUUCACUCCUCUCCUAUGUAGUGGCUUUUAGCUGUGAAAAAUGAUAAGUAGCAAUUGUUUAUUGAGAUAAACAUGGAAACCCCCAUGCUGAUGUUCAGGACAGGUCCUGUCCCUCAGGCAGGGGCUGCUACACAGGCAAGAACAGCAGUACAGCCUACAGCACUUGGCUGGCAUUUUAACAUGCCUGCAAAUGCCUUGUGUUAGAAAGAAUUGCAUUGUGAAGGGGUAAGGGAGGGCUAUCGCUUCUCAUCCCACUCCCUUGAGACCAGUGGAGCUUCACCAUUGACUUCACUGGAAGCAGGAUCCAGUUCAAACUGCUCCAGUGUAGUACUCAAGCUACCUCCUGGCAGUCACCAACACACCUAAGUCUGGCAGGGAUUUAGGGGUGAUAUGCACUUGACAGCAUACUCACUUUCUAGUGGUGAGAAAAUAUUCACUUGUAUAUGCACUAUCAUGUAUCUUCAUCUCUGGAAAGAGACAAUCUCCCUUGUGAGCUCCAACUGCUACUGUCCACCCACUGCUACUGUUAUUCC
Messenger RNA from Pipra filicauda (Wire-tailed manakin), 2939 nucleotides. RefSeq names its product tetraspanin 32 (gene TSPAN32). The transcript has 9 exons. The record is from RefSeq and is a predicted model, not a curated record. Gene Ontology annotation, cellular component: membrane. NCBI's taxonomy places the organism in Eukaryota, Metazoa, Chordata, Aves, Passeriformes, Pipridae. The coding region runs from base 1 to 1275 and encodes 424 amino acids.